AUGACCAGAUCAAACCAAAGACCCCAAGGGAAUCAAUGUGCUGGCAUAGUCAUGUUCCUCGUGUUCGGUACGUUAUGCAACGUUCUUGCUUACCUCGCUAGUGUUUGGUCAGCGCAGCUCAAUGCAGAAGUGGUGAAGACUGCGGUGGAAAACGAACAUACUUUGAGAUUCAAGUUGAAGAAAGCCUUGUCCCAAGCACCUUCAAAGUACCUCAUUGGUUUGCUGAAUUUCGGCGGACGAGUUCUUAGCGCUGUCGGUACGGUUAUGCUUGUUCAGGUUGUGGCAUCAUGGUGUAAAAGACGGCGAUAUAAUGUUGUAAUGCGAAGCGCUGCUGAAGAAGCGGAUACUGUCCUGGGCGACGCACAUAUGGGUGUCACUGAUACUGCCGGUGAAUGUUGUUUGAGUUGUUUUCAGGGUUUCACAUAA
Messenger RNA from Necator americanus (New World hookworm), 426 nucleotides. RefSeq lists its product as uncharacterized. The coding region runs from base 1 to 426 and encodes 141 amino acids. The transcript has 5 exons. NCBI's taxonomy places the organism in Eukaryota, Metazoa, Nematoda, Chromadorea, Rhabditida, Ancylostomatidae. The record is from RefSeq and is a predicted model, not a curated record.